Durio zibethinus is the source of this 3701-nucleotide messenger RNA. The record is from RefSeq and is a predicted model, not a curated record. NCBI's taxonomy places the organism in Eukaryota, Viridiplantae, Streptophyta, Magnoliopsida, Malvales, Malvaceae.
UAACAACAAUAAUAAUAAUAAUCAAUUACCGCUCCUGACUGGCUUGUCAGAUUGCAACUCACAAAGCGGAGACUAUAAAUACACAGACUACGGCAUAUAAUAGUAGAGAGAGGACAUUUUCCCUACGGUGAGACUUUCUCGGCCAUUCUCUUCCUCCAUCCGUCCGAUCCCAGAGAAUUAGGUCUCUCCACUUUAUACAUCGAUCUCUGUCGUUAUCUUUUUAACCAGCUUGUAAAUGAUAUUAUAUAAACAAUAUUUUAUAAAGAGAAAGAAAGAGAGAGAGAGAGAUAGGCGUAUGGUUGUUUGAACGGAAAUGGCGUUGAUAUCGACGGGAGUGAUGCCUGUGUGCGGGAGUUUGUGCUUUUUUUGCCCUUCCUUGAGCACCAGAUCCAGGCAUCCUGUCAAACGUUACAAGAAAUUUCUCGCCAAUAUUUUUCCUCGAUCUCCGGAUGGACAACCCAAUGAACGAAUGAUCAGUAAAUUAUGUGAAUAUGUUUCCAAGAGCCCUCUUCGUAUUCCAAAGAUAACAAGUUCAUUGGAGCGGAAAUUUUACAGGAAUUUGCGAAGUGAGCAAUUUCACUCUGUAAAAAUUAUUGUGUAUAUCUACAGGAAGCUGAUGGUUUCUUGUAAGGAGCAAAUGCCAUUGUUUGCAAGUAGCUUUCUUAGCAUUGUAGAAAUCCUGCUAGAUGAAACAAGAAUGGACGAUACGCGUGUAUUGGGAUGCCAAGCUCUUUUUGUUUUUGUGAAUAAUCAGAGGGAUGGUACUUAUAUGUUCAACUUAGAUGGAUUGAUUCCGAAACUUUGUCUUAUAGCUCAAGAAAUGGGAGAGGAGAGGAGGGUACAACGUUUGCAUGCUGCUGGUCUCCAAACCCUUUCAUCUGUGGUUUGGUUCAUGGGAGAGUUCUCUCAUGUCUCAGCUGAAUUUGAUAAUGUUGUUUCAGCAGUCUUGGAAAAUUACAGAGGUUUGGAAACAUCAGAUACUGUUAAUCAUGACAAGCAAGAUAUACAGGAUGGCUGUGCUGAAGACAAUUUCUCUUCCACAGAUGCCAUGACAACGCUUUCUUGGAGGAGUAUUGUGAGUGAGACUGGAGAAGUUCAUGUGUCUUUGGAGGAAGCUGAGAAUCCCAAAUUUUGGUCAAGAGUUUGCCUGCAUAACAUGGCUAAGUUAGCCAAGGAAGCCACAACUGUCCGACGUGUCUUGGAAUCUUUGUUUCGGUUUUUUGACAAUGAGGAACUAUGGUCUACCCAGCAUGGUGUAGCUCUUUUUGUCUUGCAGGACAUGCAGUUAAUAAUAGAGAAAUGUGGGGAAAACACACACUUUUUGUUGUCCAUCUUAGUAAAGCAUCUUGACCACAAGAAUGUUCUGAAGAAGCCCAGUAUGCAGCUACAUAUUGUGGAUGUUGCCACUUCCCUUGCUCAACAAACAAAAGUUCAGCCAUCCGUGGCUAUAAUUGGUGCAUUAACCUAUAUGACAAGACACCUACGGAAAAGCAUACAUUGCUUACUUGAUGAUUCCAGUCUGGGAGCUGAGGUGAUUCAAUACAACCAAAAUUUUCGAGCAGCAGUAGAUGAGUGCCUUGUUCAAUUAUCACAUAAGGUUGGGGAUGCAGGUCCUGUCCUUGAUAUGAUGGCUGUGAUGUUGGAGAACAUGCCAAACAUUACUCUUAUGGCCAGAACCUUGAUAACUGCAGUUUAUCGUACUGCUCAAAUUAUGACAUCAAUUCCAAAUUUGUCAUACCAAAACAAGGCUUUUCCUGAGGCAUUGUUUCAUCAAUUACUUCUAGCAAUGGUCUGUGCAGACAAUGAAACAAGGGUUGGUGCUCACCGCAUAUUUUCCGUUGUUCUGGUUCCAGCAUCUGUUUACCCUUUUCCUUCUGCUGCUACUCCUUUUUCAAACAAGGCCACUAAUAUGCAAAAGACACUCUCAAGAACUGUAUCUGUAUUUUCUUCUUCGGCUGCACUCUUUCAGAAGUUAGGUGAGGAAGAUAAAGAAAAGGUUGUAGACAACAAGGUUGGAAACAUCAAUGGCGUCUCGAUGCAAGAUAGUUUGAACUAUGCUAAAAGGCAACCUUCAAUUGUAACCACAAAUGAAAUUGUUGACAGUGACUGUGCAAAGAUCCAAAGCCAGACCAUUCUGAACAGGUUGAAGUCAAGUUACAGCCGAGCUUAUAGUGUAAAGAUGAAUCCAUCAGCUACAAUAGAAGAUGAAAAAUCAAUGAGUAAUUCAGUUGAAGUUCCAGCUUUACCUCUUCGUUUAAGCAGUCAUCAGAUAACUCUGAUGCUUUCAUCUAUCUGGGCACAAUCCAUCUCUCCUUUAAAUAGGCCUGAAAAUUUUGAAGCAAUUUCUCAUACCUAUAGCCUGGUGUUGUUAUUUGCACGGACCAAGAACUCCUGUAAUGAGGCUAUGAUUCGAAGCUUUCAGCUGGCCUUUUCCUUAAGAAGCAUAUCUCUAGGAAGAGGAGGGCCACUACAGCCAUCACACCGGAGGUCCCUCUUUAUCCUUGCUACUUCUAUGAUCAUCUUCUCAUCAAAAGCCUACAACAUUCCCCCACUUUUCCCUUGUGCUAAAGCUUCACUUACAGAGAAAAUAGUUGACCCAUUUCUGCAGUUGGUCGAUGAUUGCAAGUUACAGACUGCUAAAACUGAAGUAGAGCAUCCAGGAAAAGUAUAUGGAUCAAAAGAAGACAAUGAAGAUGCCUUGAAGUCACUUUCAGAAAUAGAAAUAGCAGAUAACCAAUCUAAAGAGUCAUUUGCAACAAUGAUAGUGAACUUUCUUGGAAAUUUGUCUGAUCAAGAAUCAUCCAAAAUAAGAAAGCAGUUGCUUAGUAAUUUCAUCCCUGAUGAUGGAUGUCCACUUGGAACUCGUCUGUUCACGGAGACACCUGCACAAACAUAUGAAUCUGGAUCAAUAGAUAAUCAAUCUACAGAAAAGGUUGAGUCUCCAUUAUUCACAGCAGAUGAUGAUGUUUUGCCUAGUCCAUUGAAAGGUCAAACAGGUAAUGACACAUGUUUGGCACUUGAACCUCGAAGUCUCCUGAGUGUUGAUGAACUUCUUGAUGCACUUUCAGAGACAGCAGAUCAAGUUGGAAGAUCCUCAGUCUCAACACCCCCUGACAUGCCUUACAGUGAAAUCGCUGGCCACUGUGAGGCCCUUCUUGUGGGAAAGCAGCAGAAGAUGUCUGCCUUAUUGAGUGCUCAACAGAAUCGAGAAAGUUUAGUGAGCAUUUCUGCAAAGGAGGUCCAGCCUCUUUAUCAUAUUGAAUCAGGUUCCUUGAAGAGUGAAAAUUCAUUUAUUGAUCAAGAUGUUGGUGUUGUUCCUUUGCAUCAAUCUGCUGGGCCUACGUUGUGCAACUAAUUAUCAACAUCAACCCUGCUUUCAGCUUCCUGCGACAUGCCCAUACGACAAUUUUCUAAAGGCUGCUGGUUGUUGAUACCUAGAGAAGGUUGAAACUUAGGGUUGAAAUUUGAUUGCCUUCAUCUUGUCUUUUCUUAAAGACUCAUUAAAUUGUUGUUCGGAUGCAUUGCAAAGUCGACUUUAAGUGGCCCUUCGUGUGCUCUCUUUCAUUUCAUCAAGGUUCACUCGUGCUUGCGGUUGUAGAGUUCCUUCCCCCUCUUCCUUUUGUAAACAUUGUUAUUUGUAUGUAAAUGUUCCAUGCAAAAAACUAAAAUAAAAAAUAAAAAAAAGGGGAUAUCUUGGGUUA